Nanorana parkeri is the source of this 1219-nucleotide messenger RNA. RefSeq names its product NGG1 interacting factor 3 like 1 (gene NIF3L1). Gene Ontology annotation, cellular component: mitochondrion; cytoplasm. Lineage: Eukaryota; Metazoa; Chordata; Amphibia; Anura; Dicroglossidae. The record is from RefSeq and is a predicted model, not a curated record. The transcript has 7 exons.
GUGUAGUAAGAUGGCCGCCUCCUUCAGUGACACAUGAUUGUGAGUGUGUUCAGGGCUGACUCCUCGGUGUGGGUGAAGUGAAUGCUGGGUAGCCGGUGGAUGAGACGUCUCCUGCUUUCCUCUUCAUCUCAGAGUUGGUCAUCGGUGCGACAUUUGAUGGAUCUCCAUUCGGUGGUCUCCCACCUGAAAGCCUUGGCCCCUCUGGCCCUAGCUGAGAGCUGGGAUAAUGUCGGCCUAUUGGUCGAGCCCAGCCCCCCGCAUCAGGUACGGAAACUCCUGCUGACCAAUGACCUGACGGAGGAUGUCCUGGAGGAAGCGGUAGGCAUGGGAGCCAACAUGGUCCUGUCCUAUCACCCUCCCAUCUUCAAGGCUCUGAAGCGGCUGACGGCCGGACACUGGAAGGAGAGGCUGGUGGUGAAAGCCAUAGAAAACCGCUUGGCCGUAUAUUCUCCACACACGGCCUGCGACGCCUUGAGCAACGGCGUUAAUGACUGGUUGGGCAGGGCGUUGGGCUCCUGUGUGUCGGUGCCGAUCCGGGCCUGCACCUCCCUCUCUCAUCCUGGUGAAUGUAACCACAUCCUGGAGUUUGGCCGUGACGCCUCAGAGACCUUACUGCCCAGGCUUAACUAAUCUACGGGUUUAUCUCUAUUUUCCAGGAACCCUACUGAAGACAGUGCCCUCAUCCGGCUAAGCUGCUCCCACAAUGCUUUGCGGCAGGCCUUGGCUAUUCUGUCAGAGAAGCCGAGUCUACUUGACAGCGUGGAGCUCAUCACUCUUAAGAAGCCCCCCCUACUGGACACCGGUAUGGGGCGCCUCUGCACUCUUUCUGAGCCAGUGUCCGUUUCUACAGCCGUAGAAUGUGUCAAGCAUCACCUGGGACUGGCUCACCUCCGCCUGGCACUGGGAAGGGGGAAGACUCUGGAAUCCUCGGUUAGUGUGAUGGCCGUUUGCGCCGGGUCGGGAAGCAGUAUCCUCAUGGGUGUCCCUGCUGAUCUCUACCUGACAGGUGAAAUGUCUCAUCAUGAAGUGCUGGACGCCGUGGCGGAGGGUCGCAGCGUCAUCCUGUGCGAGCACAGUAAUUCAGAGCGGGGGUAUCUUCAGGAGCUGCGGGGGCAGAUUGCAGAGAGACUGGAGGGCAGGGUGGAGGUGGUCUUGUCACAGAAGGACCGGGACCCCCUGCUGGUGGUGUGAGGAACAGCAGAUGGUUCAUUAUUCUGAC